AUGGCCGCUCCCGUGAUGUGAGGAAGUCUACAGUGAGGAGAGUUGAAGAAAAUUCAAAAGAAAAUGAAAUCAACUUGAAGAAAACAGGCUAACAAAGAAGUUUAAAGCAAGGAUUUUAGAGGCGGGUUCGGCGUGACGUAAGGGGCGGGGCCUCACGUAGCAGGGUCUUGCGCAUGCGCCCCAGCUGGGCGGUUAGAUUUGAAUACUUCUGUGAGGCUGACUGGGUGUGGAGAGGUGACGUUUUUUUCGAGGAGUGCGCAGUCCCCAAACAAUUCGAGCUGGUGGACUGCAGCAGAAGCGUGGUUCUAGAAUUUAUGCAUCAAGGAAGAAUCUAUAGUUAUGGAAAAGUUUUCUUCAAAAAUGGAUGGAAUGUCUUCAGAAGCUAAUGAAGAGAAUGAUAAUACAGAGAGACCUGUUAGAAGACGGCAUUCCUCAAUUUUGAAACCCCCAAGGAGUCCUCUUCAGGACCUCAAAAGUGGGAAUGAAACAGUUCAAGAAUCCAGUGCUUUGAGAAAUAAGAAAAGCUCUCGCCGAGUCAGCUUUGCAAAUACUAUAAAGGUAUUCCAGACAGAGUCUCAUACAAAAACAGUAAGAAAGUCAGAAAUAACAGAAACAGAAGUAGGAGAAAAUGUUCUGUUUACCAGGGAUAAGAAUUCAGAAGAUAAUUUUUGUGAGAUUGCUGGGAUGAACACAUUGCUUUGUGCUCCCAUCCAGACCCAGAUACAGGAAAGAGAGUUUUCAAGUAUAGAAUAUAACCAGGAAGGGAAACAUGCAAAUGAUCAGACAGUCAUCUUUUCAGCUGAAAAUCAGAUGGAUCUGACAGCAAGUCACACAGUGUUGAUUGCUAAAGACCUUUCAGAUUGUUCCAAAAAUGAAAAAUCCACUAAAAUAGAUACCACAUCCUUUCUGGCUAACUUAAAACACCACACUGAGGAUUCAAGAAUGAAAAAAGAAUUAAAAUUUUCCAUGGAUCAAAACACUUCAGAAAAAAAAAUAAAUUCUAAUGACUUCAUAAAAAGGUUGAAAACAGGGAAGUAUAAUGCUUCUCCUUUUACAGGGCCUAAUAAAGAAAAUUCUGAAAUUCCUAUUUAUUCUGAGGAAUCAAAUAAUGUACCUUCCACCCAUCAAAUAUGUACAUCUCUUACUGUAGAUGAGAACAGUAGUAAUAUGACUAGAAUCUUUAGCAAACAAGAUGAUGGAAUGAAUUUCACCCAGUGUCAUACAGCUAAUAUUCAGACUUUGGUUCCCACAACCACUGAGGCCAACUUAAGGGAAUAUAAAAGUGACAUUACAAUUUAUGGCAAUGACUGUAUGGACUUGACAAUUAACCACACAUUACAGGUUUUACCCUCUGCAGAUAAUUUAUCCGAAACAGAAAAUGAAACUCAAACUGUCAUGGAUAUUGCAACAUAUGAUGGAACUAAAGCUCUAGGGAAGAACACAAUCUUUAAGAAUAAAUUAAAUGUUGCUUUUCCAGACCCUUACUUAAAUCCUGAAGAUAAAGUACAUAUAAAAAGUCAUAUUACAGAGUCAGAAACUUGCACAGUCACUCAGACUUCUGAUCAAGAUGCCAGAACAUUGCAAGUGGCCCAAGGAUCUAUAUGUUCUAGUCCACUUAUUCAAGGUAAUAAGACAGUUUUUUAUUCUACUUGUAAUGAUGCCAUGGAAUUGACCAAGUGUCUUCCAAGUGUGAAAGAGGAGACAAAUUUGCUAAAGCAUGGCAAUAAUUGUUUUAAAAUAUGUCCCAAUCCAGAUGCCAUCUCUUUUCUCUUAGAGAAAACUAUUUACUCAGGAGAAGACAGCAUGGACAUUACCAAGAGUCACACAGUUGCAAUAGAUAAUCAAAUUUUCAAACACGAUCAGGCAGAUGUACAGAUAGAAGCUGCACCAAUAUCUGAAAAAGAAAAUAUGCUCCAAAAUUACACAAGUAGGCCAGAAGAUAGAAAAAUGAAUGUAAAUUGUAGCUCACUUCCUGGUGUACUUAAGGGAAGAUUACAGCAGAGCCUGCCCUAUCAUGAUGAAGAUUCUCCUCCAUCAGCUGUUUAUAACGAGGACAUAGCAACAAGCCACAAUAUAGUAUAUUCUGGGGCAGUUCUUAAUAAACAAGCACCACUAAGAAAUAAAAGAAAUAUAAUUUCAAGUGAGAAUAUGACAAUUAACCACGCAUUACAAGUUUUAUCCCCUGCAGAUAAUUCAUCUGAAACAGAAAAUCAAACUCAGACUGUCAUGGAUAUUGCAACAGAUUAUGGAACUAAAGCUGUAGGAAACAACACAAUCAUUAAGAAUAAAUUUUCUAACUCAGAGCCAUUAUUUUCAUCAGGAAGACAGUGUGCCACAAAGAAUCAUAAUACUGCUGUGAAAUCUGUACUAGGCCAGAAUUCUGUGCUUCCUGAGCCACUGAGGAAAAGUUUAGAUGAUCCCGUACCUGACCAUUCUCAUGAUAAAGUGACUGUUUGUUCAGAAGAGGAGCAAGCUAUGGAUCUAACCAAGAGUCACACUGUUGUCAUUGGAUUUGGUCCUGCUGAGAUACAGGAAAUUAGUAAUACUAAUGUAGAACACAGAACCAUCCAGCUCCUAAGAGAAAGCACACAGACAGCUAUAAAAGUGGGAAAAUGCGAUGAAAGUCCAAUACAGCAAACUGAAGUUUUUAUGUGUAAUGAUAAGGACAUGUUAAAAGACAAAAAUAUACAGAAACCUGAAUCUCUAAAAGAAAAACAAAAUGUCAAAAGUUGUGGAAGGAAAAGUGUUGGUGAACUAAAAAUUGAUAAUGUUGUAUUUUCAGAGGGUGAUAAGAAUGAUAUAGAUAUCACUAAGAGUUACACUGUGGAAAUAAACCGUAAACCUUUAUUUGAUAAACCUGACUCUCAUCUGCUACCUUUGGCAGGAACUUCUAAAACUGUUUCAUAUGCAUGUUGGCAGGAUGAUAUGGAGAUCACUAGAAGUCACACAACUGCUUUAGAAUGUAAACCUAUCUCACCAGAUGAAAUAACCUCUAGGCCUAUGGACAAAACUUUAAUAUUUGUAAAUAAUCAUGAUGAACUAGAAAUGACCAAGUCUCACACUGUUUUCAUUGACUUCCAAGCAGAAGAGAAAACCGUUCUUCCAGAUAGAAUUAACUUUGAACAAUCCAUAAGGAAAAGCUUACAAAACCCAACAGUGACGUCUGACCACCCAGCAACAAAAGGUGGAAUGGUAACAGUGCUAGAGGAAUGGUCUAAUAUAGGUCCUACAGAGAAAGCUAUGGCAUUUAUAUCUGAUGAGAACAUGGACAUGUGUAAAUUAACCACUUGGAAAAAUGUUAAAGAUAUACAAAAGCCUGGAUCUGUGAAUGAACCUCUGUCAGUCAAAUAUCAGAGAAGAAAAAGCCUUAGGCUCAAAAAUGACAAUGCCAUUGGAUUUUCAGAGAAUGAUAAUGACAUGGAUAUCACCCAGAGUUGUAUGGUGGGAAUAAAUAGCAAUAGUGUUCUUGAAAAGGAGAACUUCAGUGUAGUACCUUUGACUGGAAUCUCUAAAACUGUUUUGUAUGCCUGUGGUCAGGAAGACAUGGAGAUCACCAGAAGUCAUACGAUUCCCUCAGCAUGUAAAACUGUGUCACCAGACAAAGUAACUAUUAGGCCUAUGGACAAAACUGUAAUGUUUGUAGAUAAUAACGAUUUGGAAGUCACCAAAUCCCAUACUGUUUUCAUCAAUUGUCAGGCCACAGAAAAAAUACUUAAAGAGUAUCCUAAAUUUGGAGUCACAAGAGAAAAAAACCUGAGUGUUUAUUUUCCUAAGGAUGAUACCUAUGUUGAAGAAAUUACUAAAAACCAAGCAAACAAAGUCAUUCUUCACCCUGAGCAAAAGGAUUGUAUGAUACCUCUUAUUCCUACUAAUACAUUAUCUGGGCAUCAAAGUGAAAUGGAUAUCAUCAAAUUUCGUGAGGCUGUUGCAGAUGAAAAGGUCAUGGAAAAUGUUGCAGACCCGGCUUAUACAUUGGAAAAAGCCAGAAUUGAAAGCUGUCACUUAAAUAGUACAGAUACAAAAAACGUAGAUUUUACAGGUCGUGUAGCUGCUAUUUGUGGAUCCAGUGAUAAUUCUUGUUCACCAGAUGUUAUUUCUCCUUUUGAUAAUUUGGAGAAUAAUGUCAUGUCCUUAUGUGAUAAAGGUAAGAAGAAAGCCAGUAAGUGCCUAGUGCAAAAUGAUCUUGCUUUUACAGAUAAUUCAGCCAGUGAACACUUUGCUCCUUGUCCUUUGUUAGAGAAGGAAGAAGUUAUUCCAGCUGAUUCCAAAGGACAGAUAGACUGUGCUGUAACACUGCUCAAAGAUCAAGAUCUGCAAAAAGGGCCUCAAAAUCUAUUAGCUAGUCAAACUUUAGUACAUAAUCAAAACCUGGGGGAAAUGACUAAACUUAAUUCAAAGCGUGUAUCUUUUAAGUUCCCAAAGGAUCAAAUAGAGGCCUUUGUUGAUGAUUUUACUUCUCAGCCUUAUGUCUCAACCCAACAACUUCUGUUAACCCAAAAAGGACAGAAUGUUGUCAGUGAAGAUGAAUCAAAACUACCUAACACUGAAAAUAAGAGUUUAAAUAUUUUUACAGAAAAUUUCUCUGUACCCACAUGUUCAGACAAAGCCAAAAUGCUCAGUAAUGAGAAACAAUUUGCUAUAGUCUGUAAAAAAGAAUUAAAGGAAAAUAUUCAGCCAGCUAAAUGUAAUACAGUUAUAGAUAUCAGUAGUAACACAGACUUGACUACCUAUACCAAUGCUAGAGAAGCAGGUCCUGUAUUUGCAUCUAAUGUUCCAUGUUUUAGUAGUAUCAAGCCGAGUCUUAAUAAUUUGAAUGGAAAACCUGGAGAGGCUUUUGAUUUUCAAACUGCUUACAUACUACCUUCUUCAGAAGAAUUACUCAAAUCAGAAAACAAGGCACUCAAUAAUAUGACUAUAGUGCAAUCUACAGAAAUAGAUAAUAUUAACAUAGAUUCCAGUGGUGCUAAACAUAACAAAAUUGAAGAAAAUAAAAAUUCUCAUAAUGGGGAUGAAACUACCUCUGCACCACUAAAGACAGUUGUUAAAGAUAAAAUGAGGUGUUCUUUGGGAAUCUUUUUGCCCAGACUGCCAAACAAGAGAAAUUGUAGUGUGACUGGUAUUGAUGACAUAGAGCAGAUUCCAGUAGAUACAACUGCUCUAAGUCACUCAGAAACUCAACCAGUCUCCAGCAAAGACUCAGGAAUUAGAUCUGUUGCAGCUAAACUGAAUUUAAGUCCAUCUCAAUAUAUAAAUGAGGAAAAUCUUCCCAUGUAUUCUGGUGAGAUUAAUUCCUCAGAAUCGAUUAGCAUAGAAAUUGAGGGAAAGCCUUUGAUUGAGAAAUAUCAAAAAGAGAUUUCACCAUCUGAAGACAAAAUGGAAGAAACCAGCAAUAGCCAAAAAAGAACCUGGGUACAAGAUGAUGAUGAUGUUGAAAAUGAGAAAAAAAUCAGAAAAUAUGAAACUAAGCUUAAAGAUUCUACACAACAUCAGGAGAUUUUUGAUCACCAUACUGAAGGGGAUAUAGAUAAAAAUGCUAGCAGUGUAUUGAUAAAAAGCCUGAGCAGGACUCCAUCUAGUUCCAGCAGCUCUCUGGAUUCAAUCAAGGCUGAUGGGACCUCACUGGACUUCAACAUGUCCCGGAAUAGUCAAAUGGAAUCCCAGUUUCUUGGACACACUAUUUGUGAAGAGAGCUUGAGGGAGAAACUCAAGGAUGGGAGAAUAACAGUAAGAGAGUUCUUCAUACUUCUUCAGGUCCACAUCUUGAUACAGAAACCCCGAGAAAGCAGUCUCCCAGCCAAAUUUACUAUAAACACAUCACCUACUCCAGAAGACCUGAUGUUGAGACAAUAUAUUUAUGGACCCAAGAUACAGAUUUACAGAGAAGAUUGUGAGGUUCUUCACCAAAAGAUUGAAGAAUUAAAAGUUUCUGCAGUGAACCAAGAUAAACUGUUAACUGAUGUAAACAGAAAUCUGUGGGAAAACAUGAGACACUGCUCUGAUAAAGAGCUAAAGGCCUUUGGAAUUCACCUUAACAAAAUAAAGUCGCGUUUUACCAAGAUAACUAAAGUUUUCACUCACCAAGGAAAAGUGGCUCUGUACAGCAAGCUGGUACAAUCAGCUCAGAAUGAAAGGGAGAGAGUUCAUAUGAGGAUAGAUGAGAUGGAAAAUAUACUUAAGAAGAUUGAUAACUGUCUCACUGAGGUGGAAAUAGAAAUUAAGAGUUUGGAGGAUGAAAAGAGAGACAAUCCUAUAGAAGAAUGGCAUUCUGAAAUGAGAGCUGCAGAGAGAGAUCUAGAAGAGUUAAAAGCUGAAGAGGAGGAUCUUCAAAGGAACCUCUUAGAAUUGGAGGUACAGAAAGAGCACACCCUUGCUCAGAUAAAAUUUAUGCAAAAACAAACAAAUAGAACUGAAGAACUACUGGAUCAUUUAAGUUCGUCUGAGUGGGAAGUCAUUGAAUGGAGUGAUGGUCAAGCUAUAUUUACCUUUGUUUAUGAUACCAUAGAACUCACCAUCACCUUUGGAGGGCCAGUAGUUGGUGUCCCUUUCCUGGAAAAGCCUCAUAGGAAGAUUGCUGACCUGAGUUUUCAGUCUUUGCUAGAUGAGGAUAAAGCUCCUUCUUCCUCCCUUUUGGUUCAUAAGCUUAUUUUUCAAUACAUUGAUGAACAGGAAUCCUGGAAGAAGAAAUGUACAACACAGCAUCAAAUAGCCAAGAUGCUUGAGGAACUUUCACUGGUAGUGAGCCAUUGCAGACUCCUUGGAGAAGAGAUUGAAUUUUUAAAGAGUUGGGGACCAAAUUAUAACCUAAUGGACAUACAUGUGAAUAAUACUGAAUUAAGGCUUUUAUUCUCUAGUUCUGCAGCAUUUGCAAAAUUUGAGAUAACUUUGUCUCUCUCCGCCCAUUAUCCAUUGGUCCCAUUACCUUUCACCAUUCAAAAUCACCUUGGGAACACUGGCCAAGAUGAAAUUGCUUCCAUUAUAUCUAAAGUGCCACUAGAGGACAACUAUUUGAAGAACUUAGUCAAGCAAAUUUCCCGAGAUCUACUUCAGGAUGCCACUUCUACCCCUAGGCUCCUGCACCACAACUGUAACAAACAGUAGUAUACACACUUGGGAUGUUAUGUCAUGAUUUCCACAGCUGUUUGACCUUUGUCUUUAGAUCAAAGAAGCCUAGUAAAAUUCCUCUGAUGAUGUUA
Molecule: messenger RNA, 7193 nt
Organism: Fukomys damarensis (Damara mole-rat)
Lineage: Eukaryota; Metazoa; Chordata; Mammalia; Rodentia; Bathyergidae
Gene: Knl1
Product: kinetochore scaffold 1
Exons: 27
Coding region: 340-7098 (2252 amino acids)
Biological process (GO): protein localization to kinetochore; attachment of spindle microtubules to kinetochore; cell division
Cellular component (GO): nucleus
Source: RefSeq, a predicted model, not a curated record